AUGGAUAUGGGUUCAAUGGAUAUGGGCUCAAUGGAUAUGGGCUCUAUGGACAUGAGCUCUAUGAGUUCCAUGACCUCUAUGAUAAUGUCUACAAUGAGGACUGCGAUGAGUAUGUCAAGUUCUUCGCAAAUGCAGAUGACUAUGCCAAUGUCUAGUAGUAGUACAACCAGUAUGACAAUGAGUAUGCCCAUGAGUAUGAGUUCAAGCAGUAUGAAUAUGGGCACACAUAGUAUGGAUAUGGGCUCAAGUAUGAAUAUGCCUAUGCCCAUGUCAAUGUCCAUGUCAAUGCCAAUGGGAUCUUCCAUGAAUAUGUCUGGGUCUGGCCAUGGGAUGAUGAUGGGAAUGGAUAUGGAAAUGAACACAUAUUUAACACCAAGAUUCCGUCAUUACCCAGUGUUAUUCCAGCACUUGUCUGCUGAUACUAGCGGUAAAGCUUUUGGUAUUUGGUUAUUAAUUGUCGUCACUGCAUUUGUUUAUAAAUUAUUAUUAUUCACAAGUUGGUAUCUGGAAAUAUAUUGGUUUAAAAAAUGGAAUAAAAAAAAUGAUGAAAGAAAAAAUUUCGUAUUAAAUAAUGAUACUGAAAAUAAUUAUUUGAAUUUAAAUAAUAUCCCAGAUUCUCCACCAAAUUUGUUCAUUGAUAUUUUUAAACCUUCCUUUAGAACUUCGACUCAAGAUUUCAUUAGGUGUAUACUUGGAUUUGCUGCUACAAUGUUGAUUUAUAUGUUAAUGUUAGUCGCAAUGACUUUUGUCUUAACUUACGUGUUUGCUGUGAUUACUGGUCUUUCAUUAUCAGAAGUAUUUUUCAAUAAAGUUAAAAUGGCUCUUUUAAAGAGAUGGGAAAUUAUGAAAUGGAUUGAAAGGAAAAAACUUUGCACAGGCCAUGAUAAUUGUCCUUGUUGUAAAGAUGAACUACCUGAAAAUCAAUCUCCAAAUUCAAAUGUUCCUAAAGAUGAAGAAGAUACUUUGAAUCCAACUCAAUCUAAUUCUUCUACUACUUCAAAUGCUACUGAUGAAACACCAACAGAUGAUUCUGAUCAAGUAAUAAGAAAUAAUGAGAAAAAUCCAGAUGGCGUUGCUACAGGAGGAUCAUUGCAUGAUAGAACAGAUUCAAAUUGCGCUUGUGGUUGCCGUAAUCCAUGUUUAGACCAAUCAGAUGAAAACAUGGGCGAAAUAAUGCAAGAACAAUUCAAUGUUCAAGGCGAAGGUAAUAUGGACACCACUUUAUUGCCAACGUCGAAUUUCCGAACUGUCCCAUGA
This is a messenger RNA of Henningerozyma blattae CBS 6284, 1257 nucleotides long. RefSeq names its product high-affinity Cu transporter CTR1 (gene CTR1). Bases 1 to 1257 code for a protein of 418 amino acids. Gene Ontology annotation, biological process: copper ion transmembrane transport; intracellular copper ion homeostasis. Gene Ontology annotation, cellular component: plasma membrane. NCBI's taxonomy places the organism in Eukaryota, Fungi, Ascomycota, Saccharomycetes, Saccharomycetales, Saccharomycetaceae. The transcript has a single exon. Gene Ontology annotation, molecular function: copper ion transmembrane transporter activity. The record is from RefSeq and is a predicted model, not a curated record.